Solanum verrucosum is the source of this 1060-nucleotide messenger RNA. Its product is annotated as protein STRICTOSIDINE SYNTHASE-LIKE 10-like. The coding region runs from base 1 to 1053 and encodes 350 amino acids. NCBI's taxonomy places the organism in Eukaryota, Viridiplantae, Streptophyta, Magnoliopsida, Solanales, Solanaceae. Gene Ontology annotation, molecular function: strictosidine synthase activity. The transcript has a single exon. Gene Ontology annotation, biological process: biosynthetic process. The record is from RefSeq and is a predicted model, not a curated record.
AUGAAUGCUUCAAAUAUAUUAUUGUUGAUCAUCGUUGCACAAAUUGUUUCAUUAAAUUUAGCCUUUGAUAAAUCUCAAAAUGUUCUCUCAAAAUCGAAAAUUAUCCAUCUUAACGGAGCUAUUGGACCAGAGAGUGUUGCGUUCGAUCCAAAAGGAGAAGGUCCAUACAUAGGAGUAGCCGAUGGACGCAUUCUCAAGUUGCAAUUAGGGUCACAAAACCGAUUAAUUUGGGCUGAUUUCGCGGUUACUUCUUCUCAUCGAAAGAAUUGUACCUUACCAUUUGCUCCUGAAAUGGAACAUAUAUGUGGAAGGCCAUUAGGCUUACGAUUCGAUACAAAAACAGGGGAUUUAUACAUUGCUGACGCGUAUUUAGGACUACAAGUUGUUGGAUCAAAAGGAGGACUAGCAACGCCAUUAGUUCAAAAUUUCGAAGGUAAGCCUUUAGUCUUUACAAAUGAUGUUGACAUUGAUGGUGAUGUGAUUUAUUUCACGGAUACAAGCACCAAGUAUCAACGUUGGCAAUUUCUCACAUCAUUUUCGAAUGGUGAUACGACUGGUAGGCUAAUGAAAUAUGUUAAAUCAACUAAAAAAGUAACAGUUUUAUUAGGUGACCUUGCUUUUGCAAAUGGUGUUGCGUUGAGUAAAAAUAGAUCUUUUGUACUAGUUACUGAAACUACAAAUUUUAGAAUUUUAAGGUAUUGGCUUAAAGGUCCCUUAGCAGGAACACAUGAUGUAUUUGUUGAGUUGCCCGGGUUCCCGGACAACAUCAGAAUAAACCCUAAAGGGGAAUUUUGGGUAGCCCUACAAGCAAUAAGAUCAGUAUCAAGUAUUUCAGAUUCGAAAUUUGGAAUGUUACAUUUCACUCCUCAGCAAAUGGACGAAGGGGAGCUGCACCCUACCGCCAUCAAGUUAAGUGAGGACGGGACAGUUUUGGAAGCUCUAGAAGAUGUUGAAGGCAAGACAUUGAGGUCUAUAAGUGAUAUUGAGGAGAAAGAUGGAAAGUUAUGGAUUGGUUCUGUUGUGAUGCCUUUUUUGCGAGUUUAUGGAUUGUGAAUAUUAA